Messenger RNA from Saccharomyces mikatae IFO 1815, 948 nucleotides. RefSeq names its product Mob1p (gene MOB1). Gene Ontology annotation, biological process: positive regulation of protein phosphorylation; cell division; signal transduction. The transcript is spliced from 2 exons. Gene Ontology annotation, molecular function: protein kinase activator activity. Gene Ontology annotation, cellular component: nucleus; cytoplasm. Bases 1 to 948 code for a protein of 315 amino acids. The record is from RefSeq and is a predicted model, not a curated record. NCBI's taxonomy places the organism in Eukaryota, Fungi, Ascomycota, Saccharomycetes, Saccharomycetales, Saccharomycetaceae.
AUGUCCUUUUUACAAAAUUUUCACAUAAGUCCCGGUCAAACAAUAAGAUCUACCAGAGGUUUCAAAUGGAACACUGCUAACACCGGUAGUAACACAGGCUCUGUACCACCUUCCAAGGUAAAUCCCCAUAACAAUAAUGUUAACAAUAAUAAUAAUAAUAAUAAUAAUAAUAAUAAUAAUAAGGCGGAAUUUUUCAAUACUCCAGUGAAUGAAUAUAAUGAAAGUGAACAUGGAAGGAUGUCCCCAAUUCUUACUACGCCAAAGAGGCACGUCGCUCCACCUGAGCAAGUACAAAAUGUAACCGAUUUCAAUUAUACUCCAUCGCAUCAGAAGCCGUUUCUACAACCACAAGCAGGCACUACAGUGACAACACAUCAAGAUAUCAAACAAAUCGUGGAAAUGACGCUAGGAUCUGAAGGGGUACUCAACCAAGCUGUGAAAUUACCACGUGGUGAGGAUGAAAAUGAAUGGCUAGCAGUUCAUUGUGUGGAUUUUUAUAAUCAAAUAAAUAUGCUAUACGGGUCUAUCACAGAAUUUUGCUCUCCACAAACAUGCCCAAGAAUGAUAGCGACAAACGAGUAUGAAUAUCUUUGGGCGUUUCAAAAGGGUCAACCUCCCGUUUCAGUAAGUGCCCCCAAAUACGUGGAAUGUUUAAUGAGAUGGUGUCAAGACCAAUUCGAUGACGAAUCUCUUUUUCCCUCGAAAGUCACUGGAACGUUCCCGGAGGGAUUUAUCCAACGAGUUAUUCAACCGAUCCUUAGACGAUUAUUCAGAGUUUAUGCGCAUAUCUACUGCCAUCAUUUCAAUGAGAUCCUGGAACUAAAUCUACAAACAGUGUUAAAUACAAGUUUCAGACAUUUUUGCCUCUUUGCUCAAGAGUUCGAGCUACUGAGACCGGCCGAUUUUGGUCCGCUGUUAGAAUUAGUGAUGGAAUUAAGGGAUAGGUAG